This is a messenger RNA of Physella acuta, 5435 nucleotides long. RefSeq names its product voltage-dependent calcium channel subunit alpha-2/delta-2. Gene Ontology annotation, molecular function: voltage-gated calcium channel activity. Gene Ontology annotation, cellular component: voltage-gated calcium channel complex. The record is from RefSeq and is a predicted model, not a curated record. Lineage: Eukaryota; Metazoa; Mollusca; Gastropoda; Physidae.
UGGCUGCCACCAUCAUUAUCAUUUCUGCAAGUGUAACAAUAAAAAAUUGGAAAUCAAUACUUACUACUUAGGUGCCAAUUCUGAACAUUAUACAGGUUAAUGAUGUGCUUGCUCUCAUUAGAUGUUCCAUCAUAACAAUGCAGAGAUAUACAAGCAUGAUCCAGUUUUGUUCAUGUUUUUUUAAAUUGAUUAUUUGUGUUUCAUUUAUAAUGAAAAUUUGAGCUGAAUGUACUAAAUCAAAAAUAGAAAUGUUUAAAAAGGAGAUCCUUUUGGUCUUUCUCCUGUUCUGCUCUUCAGUAAAGUUUUAUACACAUGCUACUCAUGGAGAGGAAGCCCAUGAAAUUGGAACUCUUGCUGGCGAUGUUCAGAAUUGGGCCAUGUUGAUACAGAAUUACAUUUUACAGUUGGCUAAUGAUGGCAUUAUGAGAGAUUCUACCCAAAGUUACCUGGAUCAGGCCACAUACAAACAAGAAACCAAAGAGGGCACUGAUUUGGUCAAGCUCGUUAAUGAUAGCCUGGGAGAAUAUUUCAGGAAGAAAACUGCAGCAGCAACUGCACUUGUGGAAAAAGUUCGCGAGCUCUAUGACGAGUACUAUGAAAGAAACCAGAGCACCAAUGUCAAAACUUUAAAUGACCUGCCUGAUGACACCUACUAUGAAUCUGACAUCCCUGAUAAGCUACCAAAGGAUUUGGUGUUUAGUCCAUACUUCCGUCAAAAAGUCAGCAAGCUCAACUCCACAAUAAAAAUAGCUGAUGAAGUACCAAGAGAUGAUCCAUAUGUUAUUGAUACUAUCCUUUUCACUAGAAAGCUUGAAGAGACAUUUCUCCGCAAUGCAGCAAAGGAUCCUCUACUUAGGUGGCAGUACUUCGGCUCAGUGACUGGUGUGACAAGAUUAUUCCCUGGUCGCGAGUGGUCAAACAAUUUUGCAGGUUUCUAUGACGAUUACGAUCCUAGAGUCCGACCCUGGUACAUCCAGGCCACCAGUGGACCAAAGGAUGUCAUCAUUAUCUUGGACUGCAGCUUGUCCAUGGUUGGCGAGAAAUUCUCCAUAGCCAAGGCAGUUGCAAAAACUGUGAUCAACACUUUAACGAAACAAGAUUACGUCAAUGUCAUCUGUGCCAGGAACAGUCACUGGAACGAAGUGGGGAAGUGGCACUAUUAUGACACAACAGUACUGAGCUGUCAGGAACAGAGGAUGGUCCCAGCAACAAAUGCACAUCGCAAAGAUUUGAUAGAAAAAAUUGACAAACUCAAAGCAGGGGGGACAACUGAGCUGGAGAAAGGAUAUGAUAGAGCUUUUGACCUUCUGAGAAGUGUGCCUAGAACAGGUUGUCAGUCCAUCAUUGUGUUUGCUACAGACGGGAAGGAUACAGAUGGUGAGGAUGUCAGGUGUGGUCCAGGCUACUACACACGUAGUGGGUACGUGCCUGGACCCAUAUGCAAGUAUAACUUUACGUCCGUCUACAACGUUGCUAUGGAAAAAAACAAAUACCUUCUACCUAAUGCGAGAAUCUUUAGUUACCUGAUUGUGGAGGAUGCCGAGAUGUUCCCGGGGACGCUGGCCUGCGACCACAAUGGCAGCCUGCUGAAGCUGCUGACCGGGGAGAAUCUCAUCACCCAGAUGUCCAACUACUUUGAGUUCCUGUCUGCCAUGGCUGUGACAGGCACCACUUUAUGGACCUCUCCGUACCUGGACUCGUGGGGGUUAGGGUUAAUGAUAACCCACGCUGUGCCUGUCAUCAGCAACAAAACUGGAAAGUAUAUAGGGGUGGUAGGUGUGGAUGCUACACUGGAUGAGAUUGAGAACUUUCUGACAAAACACCAGUGGGGAUCUGUCUACUCAUUUCUUAUCAACUCAAAAGCUGGCGUCGUCUUCCAUCCAAGGCUGAAACCAAGUGCUAAGUUGCUUGAAGAUCCCAUCUAUAUUCCUAUCUCUGGGCUGGAGCAAGAUAAAGAUGGCAGGCCAUCAGAGUUUUCUGAGAUUGAAGAUGCCAUGUUGCAAGGUUUAUCUGGCCAGAAAGUCAUCAACAAGGCCAGGGAUGGAAAAACUAGAACUUACUACUAUGGUUCAAUCAAAGGCACAGAGUAUUCAUUUGCCUUCAGCCUGGCCAGCGAAGAUAUGGCAUUUCGGCGGUCUCAGGAACCAGUAGAUCGUUCAAAGAUUGGGGACAGCUAUUACAACCUGCUAAAAAUGUAUAGCUCUCCUCUGUUGAAGGAGAAGCUGAAGGGCGUGUACGACAUGAUUGAUGUCAGGGAGAACGAUGAGAAGUACCCAGGGCUACGGGUCUCCUACAAGCAUUCCACCAUUUUCUUAGCCCCACAGAGUCACUGUGACCCUAUCAGAUACUCAUACAAUGACAGUCUUGAAGAGAAAACAUUAGAAGCCCAUCUGUGGAUCAAUGGACAUGACAAGGACGAGGGAUGCGAAGAUGACAACAGUGGUCAGAUGUUCAACAAAGGGAUCAGAGCUGAUGUCCUCAUCACCUACCCUAUAGAAGAUAUCUGGAAAAAACGCAACUUUGAGUCACUUGACCAGGUCAAGUGGACUAAUGUUGGUUUAAGAAGUGGAGUGUUCCGCACCUACCCUGGUCAUCGGUCAACCAGAAAUUAUGACCCCACUCAACGACCUUGGUACAAGCGCACAAGCUCCGCCCCCCACAAGACAUCUGUGUCGACACCAUACAUGGACUCAGCUGGAGUGGGUAAAAUUAACACAAUAUCUCAAGCUGUGUUUGAAGGGAUGACUCCUAAAGAAGACAAAGAUUGUAACAUCACCCAUGGAAAGCUGAUGGGAGGCUGUCCUUGUUCAGUGGACUCAGAUUGUUACAUUAAGGUUUGCUAUUUGAGCUCAGCCAACCCAGACAGAAGGAGGUGCGCCACAGAGAGAGUGGAGGGUGUGACAGGCUUGGAUAUUUUGUACGAUGACUUCCAGAAGAAGUCCCUUGAGAGCAUGCAAGCAUCAGAUUUCACAAAGUCCUGUGGUCAGAAUUACACCUGUCGUAAUGGUGAACCAAACUGUCAGACAAGGUGCUACCUGUUUGAUUCAUCAGCGUACCUGGUCAUGGACCCAGAUUUCCUGACCGCCAACGCCCUGGACGAGUCCCAGUACCAGUCAGUGACACUGGGCCGCAAGGAAGGGGAGGUGAUGAAACAUUUGGUUUACAAGCACAAGUUUUUCAUACGGGAGGAGUCCAUUGACUUCCAAGGCUCUUGUCGUAUUUCAGCUGAACAACCCAAGGUGACCCUAGAUGGCCUACCCCAGACACCAGAGGACACAGAUGACUACUACAAGAACCGAGGAAAAAUCCCCAAAUUUUACAACGACUUUGGCUGUAUACAGGAUGUUGUUAGCUACAAGACAAAUGACUCACAGUUAGGCCCCAGUGGGAUGAUCACAGGUAAUGUCUCUGGACCAUGCAUGUCAGGUUUGUAUUAUGUGACAGCCUUGCCCCAGACCAACCUGUAUCUGCUGGUCAUUGAAGAUUGGCUGGUUUACAAGCAGACCCUGUUCUACAACUUCCACUGUAAGAUCACACGCAGUGUGGUCAACAGUGGAGCCUAUCGUAUCAUCAACGGAACCUGCGCCCACGAGGACACUUCAGAGAGCACGUUACGUGACCAGGGAAGAUGCCCCCUUAUGAACGAUGUCCCACUCAAAUGUCAAUUUAAUAGCGUUGCACUUCUCUUUUCUGAUGUAUCAUUGUUUAUAGCUGCAUUUAUCCUCUUGUAUACAGUUUAAAAUUGACUACAUUAAUUUAAUGAUAAUGUUUUUAAUUACUGCAAAGAGGUGUGUAGUUAGAUUUAUAAAUUUCUAUAGAGAGAUAUUAAUAACAACUACUUAACUUUGUUGUAUGUAAUUCAGAGAUGAGCUACAAUUGUGUAAUUUGUUUUUUACGCCAAAACCUGAUGUUCUUGUUAGGUAAGCAACGAACAUGUACUGUACCUGUAUGGAACAAAAAAAAGAUAUUUGAAUCAGCUACCUGUUGUUGACAUUGUAAAGAAAACAUUGACAAGUUAAAAUAACAUUGGCCCUACUUAAUUCAUAUCGUUUUGAUAACAGUAUAUUGUAUUAAAUGUCAUGAGACUGUCAAUUUUUAGUUAAAAUAUUUUGAUAGAUUACCAUUUAUAAGUACAGUGUAACCCAUAAUCUUUGUCAGGAGUUAUUUCAAAAUGGGGGUCAUCAUAAGUCCACUCAUACGAACAUGUAAACCAGUUUUGGUUGAACGAGACACCAAAUAAUUUUUUAGUGUAUUGUACUAUUAUACUCCAAUUGGAAGAUGUUUACUUUAGUUACUAGAUUUGAAUAUUAUUUCAUUGGUGUGGAAGUGUGUGGUUGCUGUUUUUAAAUUAAUUGGAUGAGAUCAUAAAUUUCAUCCAUGUCUGCUGAAUAAGUGAAUGAAACUGCUUGGACUACUGCAUUAUCAAAUUGGGCUGGAUCCAAAUUUUCUUUUUACAAUUAUCUAUUUAAUUUUCUGGCCAGUAGGCAUGGCAUUAUUUUAUGUGUGCAAUAAUUUUUUAAAUAGUGCAAUAGUUUUUUAUGGUAUUGGUAGCAAAUGUGUUCUGAUUCACACCAAAGAUAAUUUUUUUGACUGAAGCAGCACCAAGUUCACUAAUGAUUAAAUCAAUUAGUUCAUGUUACUGUAAUUAAACCAAUUAAUUCACGUUACCUUGAUUAAACCAAUUAGUUUGUUGCACUAGAUGACACGCAAUAGAAUUGAUGUUCCCUGUACAUAAGUAGCAUACCCUACCUGUCACAAACGUUUAGUGCAGUCUUCCACUUCAAUUGUCACAGCGAACCAUUCCCUCAUGCACAGGUUUAUACUUAGACAUUUCUCAUUCCUGUUCAAACAUUCCUGCGCAUAUAAGGCAUUCAAUCUGCACACAAUUUUUCACAAGGAUCUCACGGUGCCAUUUGCAUCAAGUUUUUGAAAAUAUUUUUUCAGUUCCAACUUUUUGGUUGUAUACAAAUUUUUAAAACCUGUGUGAUAUUUUGAUUUAUGAUAUUGAUGUAACACAUUUAAGUAUUAUUUACACCAUUUUUUAGUGUUGUAUAUACACUUUUUCAUUGUGAAUCAGCAUUUGUAAGAAAUUACAAAUCUUGCAGGCAAUCAUAAUAAUUUAAACAAAGCAAAAUUGUGCAUCUUAAUCCAACUGGAAUAUUUACUAUAUAAUCCUAUUGCUUGUCGAUAAAUUAACUUAAUAGGAACAUGGUAAGUAUUUUAAACAUUCCUGUUUGUAUAUGCUUUUAGUGUGGGUGUGUCUAGUCUCCCUACCAUCAAUGUCUUGUUAGAUGAAGAUACUCACUAAAGGGGUGAAACUUGUUCCUGUAAACAUCGAUAUAUGUCAAACUGGCAUUUGUAUGGUCUAGAUUUGAUGUUUGUUAUAGGUGGCCAACAUCACAGUUUUAUUGUAUGUGGUUGACAGUUUUUGAAUA